Molecule: messenger RNA, 545 nt
Organism: Cuculus canorus (common cuckoo)
Lineage: Eukaryota; Metazoa; Chordata; Aves; Cuculiformes; Cuculidae
Product: mitotic-spindle organizing protein 2B
Exons: 3
Coding region: 22-444 (140 amino acids)
Cellular component (GO): centrosome; spindle
Source: RefSeq, a predicted model, not a curated record
GCUCGGCGCGCGGCGCCCGCAAUGGCGACGGCUGUAGUGGAGGCGCGGCUGCGGCGGAAGCAGCUGCUGAGCGCGGAGGAGGCCGAGCUGUUCGAGCUGGCUCAGGCGGCGGGCAGCGGGCUGGACCCGGAGGUGUUCCGGGUGCUGCUGGACCUGCUGCGCAUGAACGUGGCGCCGCUCGCCGUCUUCCAGGUGCUCAAGUCGAUGUGUGCGGGGCAGCGGCUGCCGCCGGGACACGAGGGUCCCCCCGCCGCGGCGCCGAUCACCACUGCCGACAGCCGAGGGAGAAAUAAAAGCACUUCUGCUGUCAGCGGGACCCAGGUUCUUGCAGAGAGGAGCAGCCGGGAAGGAUCUGCCCAGAGGAUGCCUCGGCAGCCAAGCGCGAGCCGUAUGCAGAAGACAGGAGCUUCUGGAAGGAGCAGUGGAGGAGGCAACAGUACCUAAACAAGACCUUGGAGCCGAUGUGUUUUGAUGCUUGAUGAUGUACAUAAACUGUGCGUGUUAAAUCCUUCCUUGUGUGUAUGACCCCAACAAACAUGAUUUGU